This is a messenger RNA of Pseudopipra pipra, 1836 nucleotides long. Its product is annotated as zinc finger protein 501-like. The record is from RefSeq and is a predicted model, not a curated record. The coding region runs from base 604 to 1824 and encodes 406 amino acids. The transcript has a single exon. Gene Ontology annotation, cellular component: nucleus. NCBI's taxonomy places the organism in Eukaryota, Metazoa, Chordata, Aves, Passeriformes, Pipridae. Gene Ontology annotation, molecular function: RNA polymerase II cis-regulatory region sequence-specific DNA binding; DNA-binding transcription factor activity, RNA polymerase II-specific. Gene Ontology annotation, biological process: regulation of transcription by RNA polymerase II.
GGGAAGCCUGAACAGUGGGGACCCCUGGGAUCCCUGGGACAACAAAGUGGAGAAUCUUGAGAGGGGGAAUAUCAGGGAAUGUGGCACCUGAAAGCGAGUCAGAGGAGAAGGGAACCUUGGGACCCCCAAAACUUCCAACAUCCCAGACAGGGGAGACUCUCUGUACCCCAUAGGGGGGAAACCAGAGAGGGGUAACUUCUGGGAGAGAUGUUUUGGGCUAAUCUUCAUAUUUUGGAAUAUUUUUUACCUGAGUCUCAACUUUUUGCAGUUUGGGGGGGGUAAAAGUCGUCUUGCUAUUUCUGAUGGGUUUUUUUCCUGAAUCUUGGUGGUUUGGGUUUCUUUAGGCUGAAUCUUAGUGUUUUGGAGGGUUUUAUGGACACAGGAAGCCUGGUGAGUUCUAGAGAUGGACUUGGGCAGGAGGAACCCCCAAACCAACGCGCUCAACCCUUGUUUUCCCCCCCAUCAGGAUUUGUCCUUCCCAAAGCUUGGGCAGAUGGAGGAGGAGGCUGCGAGGAAGAGGAAGAUGCCUUGGGCCCCCCAGGCAGGUGAGGAGGAAGUCAGUGUCCCUUUGGGCGGGUGUUGUGCUGGCUCUGUCAGCCGAGCAUGGCCCCGGCUGCAGGACAACCCCGCUGGCGCCGCCGUCCUGCCGGGGCCGGAGUUGGGGGGAUGUCCUUGGCCUUCCCUGUGGGCCGGAGGCAAAUCCCCUGCCUGUCCUUCUUGCUUCCUGCCCCAGGCCCCGAGCUGAGGACGGAGAGCCCGGAGGACAAAUCCCCCCGUGAGACCCUGGUGGGAGAGGCCGUUUUGAAGGGCUCCCCGGCGCAGGAAGGCAGCGGGGAGGAAAAGGGCCGGAGAUCCCCCCACAGGAGGGGCUCCAAAGCCAUCCCAGGGUGCUCUGAGGAGGAAAGAGCCAGCCUGUGCCGGGAAGGUGGCCGGAGCUUGAGGUGGACCUCUGAGGUGGUUGUCCCUGAUCAGCUUCCCAUCAGGGAGAAGCGCUUCAAGUGCUUGGAAUGUGGGAAAAGCUUCAGGAAGAGCACCCAACUCCUCAGCCACCAGCACAUCCACACUGGGGAACGGCCCUACCCAUGUAGGGAAUGUGGGAAGAGCUUCAGGAGCAACUCCAGCUUGAUCCAACACAAGCACAUCCACACUGGAAAGCGGCCCUACACAUGUGGGGAAUGUAGGAAGAGCUUCAGAGAGAGGUCCUACCUCCUCAUGCACCAGUGCAUCCACAGUGGGGAACAGCCCUACACAUGUGGGGAAUGUGGGAAGAGCUUCGUGUACAGAAGCAGUCUCCACAAACACCAGCGCAUCCACACGGGAGAACGGCCCUACACGUGUGGGGAAUGUGGGCAGAGCUUCAUCCAUAGUUGCCACCUCUUUUCCCACCAGGCCAUCCACACUGGGGAGCGGCCCUACAAGUGCAUGGAAUGUGGGAAGAGGUUUAAGACCAGUUCACAUCUCCUCAUGCAUGAGCAGACACACACGGAUGAGAGGCCCUUCCGCUGCAGCGACUGCAGGAAGGGCUUCAAGCGGAACUCCCACCUUGUCAGGCACCGACGCAUCCACACCGGGGAACGGCCCUACAAGUGUGGGGAGUGUGGGAAGAGGUUUCAGACCAGCUCAGAUCUCCUCCUGCAUGAGCGGACGCACAGGGAUGAGAGGCCCUUCCGCUGCACCGACUGUGGGAAGGGCUUUAAGCACAACUCCACCCUCGUCAACCACCGGCGCAUCCACACCGGGGAACGGCCCUACAAGUGUGGGGAGUGUGGGAAGAGCUUCACCCAGAGCUCUAACUUGACCUCACACCAACGGACCCACGAGUAAGGGAAGCCCUAC